ACAAAAUUUUUGCUUGAUUCUUGCAACCUAACACUUGUCUAAGGCACUUCUGUCUGUCCAUGAUGGCAGAAGCAAAUAUUUCAUUGUCCCAAGAAGAGUUUACCUGCUCGGUGUGUCUGGAGUUACUCAAGGACCCGGCCUCAACUGCAUGUGGACAUAAUUUCUGCCUGGACUGCAUUCAACAGUACUGGGAUCAGAACAGCAACAUGGGCGUUUUCAGCUGUCCUCAGUGCCGACAAACAUUCAGCCCAAGGCCUGUUCUGGGAAGAAACGCCACAUUAGUUGAAAUUGUGGAGAGAUUCAAGAAAACCAUGCCCAGCCAUCCUCUACCUAAGAAUCACACUACUCCAGGAGAUGUGCUGUGUGACUUCUGCUCGGACAAAACAAUUCCAGCCGUGAAAUCUUGUCUAACCUGCACAGCCUCUUACUGUGAGUCACAUAUCAAGCCUCAUUAUGAUGUUCUGGCAUUGAAGGCACACCUACUGGUUAAUGCCCGGCAAAAUCUGUGGGAAAGGAUAUGCCCUGCACAUCAAAAAGUCAUUGACAUUUUCUGUAGAACUGAUCAAAUAUCCAUCUGCUGCUAUUGUGCAAUGACUGAACACAAGAGCCAUGACACAGUCAUAUCAAAGGCAGAGAGGGAAAAAAAACAGAGCCAUUUAAAUAUGAAGCAAACUGAAAUACAUCACAGAAUUGAGGAGAGGCUGCAGAAACUUGCAGAGCUCAAAGAGGGUAUGGAAGCCUUUAAGAGGUCUGCUCAGAAGGAAAUUGGGGAAACUGAGAAGUUCUUCACUGAGUUAAUUCAUUCUAUUGAAACCACAUGUAAAAAAAUAAUUGAAAUGAUCAAGGAUAAUGAAAAUGCUGAAGUAAAGAAGUCUGAAGGUGUUAUGGAGCAGCUGGAAAAUGACAUUUCUGCAUUGAGAAAGAGAAGCAAAGAGUUGACAGAGCUUUCUGAAACAGAUGAUGACAUCAUUUUCUUGCAGAAUUAUCCUACACUCAGCACACUUCCUGGAAAUGAAGAACUAUCAGACAUCAGCUUCUGCUCUCAUUUUUCCGUUGCCGCUUUGACGAGGCACAAAGAUGAUCUCAAAAGUGCAGUUGAAAAACUCUGCAACUGGGAAUUACAGACAGUUACACAGGAUGUGGGUGUACCUCCCAUCUACAGCCUGCAACCUGUGGAAAUGAAACAUAGAGAACAAUUUUUAAAAUUUUUCUGUCGGCUCAAGCUGAACCCGCUCUCAGCCCAUCGUCAUCUCCAUCUCUCCGAAGAUCACAAGACAGUUUCUUGUUCCAGUGAGAUUCAGCCCUACCCCAGCUUCCCUGCUAGAUUUCACCACUGGCCUCAAGUCCUUUGUGAAGAAGCUCUGGCUAGAGAUUGCUUCUACUGGGAAGUGCAGUGGAGUGGCUGCCCUGAAAUAGGAAUCACAUAUAAAGGCAUCAGUAGGAAAGGUGCUGGUGUCAACUGUCGACUUGGUGGCAAUUCUAUCUCUUGGUGUCUUAGCUAUUAUGGCGCUGGUUACUAUGCUUUGCACAAUAAUAAACCAACUAUAAUUAGUGCCCCCUACUCCCCCAGAAUAGGAAUAUUCCUGGACUAUAUAACUGGCACUUUGUCUUUUUAUAGCAUAUCAAACUCAAUGAAACUUCUGCACAAGUUUCAUGCCACUUUCACUCAGCCACUGUAUCCUGCCUUUUUGCUUCAAAGUGAUGCAAGUGUAACAAUUUGCCAACUUGAUAAAUAAGUCUCACUAAUUUCUUUGCUUCAUCCACAGUGACUCCAAAGUAGAUUCUGAGGUUCCAGUUCAGUAAGUUAAGGUUCAAAAUGCACUGGCCUGGGUCUGCCAGACUUUCACUGUGCAUAUUAUUCUAUGUCUUAUUGUUGUGAUUGUUUUCAUUUUCUCCAUUACUAUAAAGCCUUUGGCUUUUGGAGUGUACUCUCUAUAUCAAAUUUUCUAUUUUGUUUGAACGACUUUCAGUUUUUUUGGACUUUUUAAAUUCUGACUCUAUUCCUAGAUAUAUUUGGGUGUUUCCUUCCACAUCCCAAAUUUGUUUGUAUUCAGUUUCUAGGUGGUGUGAGCAUUUGGGGGCAUUGAAAAUAAACAAGUGAAUAAGUGAAUACAGUGAAAUAGAUUAUCUAGUCCAGGGGUGCCCACACAUUUUCAGCUUGUGAGCUACUUUUAAAAUGACCAGGUCGA
Molecule: messenger RNA, 2189 nt
Organism: Polypterus senegalus (gray bichir)
Lineage: Eukaryota; Metazoa; Chordata; Cladistia; Polypteriformes; Polypteridae
Product: tripartite motif-containing protein 16-like
Exons: 6
Coding region: 60-1736 (558 amino acids)
Molecular function (GO): protein binding; zinc ion binding
Source: RefSeq, a predicted model, not a curated record